UUUCUAUAAAGCCAAAAAAACAAGCCGAGGCUUUUAUAUCCACAAGGUGUUCCACCCCCCUUCCUUUCUCCUGCUGUGUUCAGUCUGCAGAUUUAUUGUCCUCGCCUGCCUUUCCUUCACAGUCAGGAAAGUUAUUCCUGUACAGUUUGAUUGGAGCUCAUUUCUGCAUGCUCCAGACAAGGGAGCUUUUCUGUUUACAGUUGAGGAAGAGGUGGGGGGUUUUCCUUCUCCCCAGUUGUGAGUUACUUGCUAUUUCUUACAGGGUUAAGCUAGAUGGUGCAGACAGCACACACAACAAGCGAGCAGUAAAGGGCCCUGCAGUGAAGUUGGUAUCGGGAGAUCAGAAUUCAGAGGUGCUGUCUGGGUUUCUCUGCUCCCUUCUCACUCGACUCGCUCCGUUUUGUGUUUUUUUUUUUUUGGCCCGGGGCCCAGAAGCGCUUUGCGGACGACCCACCGGCGCUUGACUCCGAGGAGCUCUUCACCGUGCCUCCGGAGCGGAUGUGAAAGAGGCCGCUGCCCCCUCAGGUCCGUGAUGUCCUCCGCCUCGCCCCGGACCGGAACCUGUUUUUUAACCUGCUGAAGACCGCUGGCGGGUCGUCCGUUCACAGCGCUGAGAACUUUCCAGAACCUGGCCCGGCCAGCCUGCUCGUUCUUUUUUUUUUUUGUUUUGUUUUUUUUUUGUCGACCGUGUGGUGCAGCGUGGCGGCGACGCCUGAGCAGCCGGGAGAACUGACAGGCCGCAGCUGUUUUUGGUUUUAGUGAAACCACGGACAAAUGAACAAAUGACAUCAUUUUGUGCUCUUUUGCCGCUUUUGCGAGACUAAUUUGACCAACAAUUUCCAACCAACAAGUGGCUUUUUUCCUGGGCAGUGACUGUAAUUGCAGGCACAUUUGGGCAACAUUUUUUUUGUUUGUUCAUUUGUCGCAACCUUUUUGCUUGGAUCCAAACUCAGAGACUGAAAUUUUGGGGCGACUGCACUAUGGCCUUGGACUCCCCAGACCCUGCAGAUUGCAAUGGACCCUGCAAAAAGCCCACGGGUUCUCCAUCCCUCCCCACGAUCCUGCACGCCAACUUCUUCCUCUCCAUAAACGUCAUCAACGUGGUGGAGAAAUGCAUGAGCUCCAUGCAGACCGGGACUCAGAUGGUGAAGCUGAGAGGAGGCUCCAAGGGCCUGGUGCGCUUCUACUACCUGGACGAGCACAAGUCCUGCAUCCGCUGGCGACCCUCCAGGAAGAACGAGAGGGCCAAGAUUUCCAUCGACUCCAUCCGGGAGGUGUGCGAGGGCAAGCAGUCGGAGAUCUUCCAGCGCUACUCCGACGGCAGCUUCGACCCCAACUGCUGCUUCAGCAUCUACUACGGCGAGCACAUGGAGUCGCUGGACCUGGUCUCCACCAGCGGGGAGGAGGCCCGCACCUGGAUCACCGGCCUCAAGUACCUCGUGGCCGGCAUCAGCGACGAGGACAGCCUGGCCAAGCGGCAGCGCACCCGCGACCAGUGGCUCAAGCAGACGUUUGCGGAGGCGGACAAAAACGGCGACGGCAGCCUGAGCAUCAGCGAAGUCCUGCAGCUGCUCCACAAGCUCAACGUGAACCUGCCCAGGCAGAAGGUCAAGCAGAUGUUCAAGGAGGCGGAUACUGAUGAAAACCAAGGCACACUGGGGUUCGAGGAGUUCUGCACUUUCUACAAGAUGAUGUCCACGCGCCGGGACCUCUAUCUGCUCAUGCUGACAUACAGCAACCACAAGGACCACAUGGACACGGACAACCUGAUCCGCUUCCUGGAGGUUGAGCAGAAGAUGACGAAUGUGACGAAAGAGCACUGCCUGGAGAUCGUGAGCAAGUUCGAGCCCUGCCCCGAGAACCAGCAGCAGGGGGUGCUGGGCAUCGACGGCUUCACCAACUACAUGCGCAGUCCCUCGGGGGACAUCUUUAACCCGGAGCACUACGAGGUGACGCAGGACAUGACCCAGCCCCUCUGCAACUACUUCAUCGCCUCGUCCCACAACACCUACCUGAUGGGGGACCAGCUCAUGUCCCAGUCCCGGGUGGACAUGUACGCCUGGGUGCUGCAGGCAGGGUGUCGCUGUGUGGAAGUGGACUGCUGGGACGGCCAGGAUGGAGAGCCCAUCGUUCACCAUGGCUACACCCUGACCUCCAAAAUCCUCUUCAAAGACGUCAUCGAAACCAUCAACAAAUACGCAUUUGUGAAAAACCCGUACCCGGUGAUCCUGUCCAUUGAGAAUCACUGCAGCGUGCCCCAGCAGAAGAAGAUGGCCCAGUAUCUGAUGGAGGUGCUGGGUGACAAGCUCGACCUGUCCACGGUCAACAUGGACGAGUCCGGUCUCCUGCCCUCCCCCGAGGGCCUGAAAGGGAAGAUCCUGGUCAAGGGGAAGAAGCUUCCGUCCAACAUAGACGAGGACGCGGAAGAGGGAGACGUGUCGGACGAGGACAGCGCGGACGAAAUGGAGGACGACUGCAAGCUGAUGAACGGAGAUUGGAAGACGUCCAUGAACAGAAAGCAGGUGGAGAAUGUGGCCAAGAAGAAGCUGGACUCUCUGAUGAAGGAGUCCAAAAUCCGGGACCGGGAAGACCCAGAUAGCUUCACCAUCGCUGCCCUGCCCCCGUCCGGGAAGCUGCAUGACCCCACCCUCAAGCCGAAGGGCAGCCCGCUGGCGGGAGAGAGGUCUUCGGGCAAAAGUGAGGACGGCACAGACACCGCUGAUGAGGCCAACCCCAACACUAACAAGCGCGUGGGCAGGUCCUUCAUGGGCAGCUUCUCCAAACGCAAGAAAAAGACGGCCAAGCUGAAGAAGACGUCCAGCCUGGAGGACACGGACACGGACCAGGAGAGCUCCAGCAGCGCCUCCAAAGCUCCUCUCCAUCACAGCAGGAAAAAGAAGACCAUGAAGCUCUCCCGGGCCCUUUCCGACCUUGUCAAGUACACCAAGUCCGUCGGCGUGCACGACAUCGAAGCACAAGCGAGUGCCUGCAGCUGGCAGGUCUCGUCCUUCAGCGAGACCAAGGCCCACCAGACCAUGCAGCAGAAGCCGGCCCAGUUCAUCCACUUCAACCAGCGGCAGCUCUCCCGCAUUUACCCCUCCUCCUACCGCGUGGACUCCAGCAACUUCAACCCCCAGCCCUUCUGGAACUCCGGCUGCCACCUGGUUGCGUUGAACUACCAGUCGGAGGGGCGCGUGCUGCAGCUGAACAGAGCCAAGUUCUACAGCAACGGGAACUGUGGGUACAUCCUGAAACCCCCCUGCAUGUGUGAAGGUGCCUUUAACCCCAUGCUGGACGACCCGCUACCAAAUCGACUGAAGAAGCAGCUGGUGCUGAAGAUCAUCAGCGGUCAGCAGCUGCCCAAGCCUAAAGACUCCAUGCUGGGGGACAGAGGAGAGAUCAUCGACCCCUUCGUGGAGGUGGAGAUCAUCGGCCUGCCCGUGGACUGCUGCAAGGAGCAGACGAGGGUGGUGGACGACAACGGCUUUAACCCCAUGUGGGAGGAGACCCUGGUCUUCACCCUCCACAUGCCGGAGAUCGCCCUGGUCCGCUUCCUGGUGUGGGACCACGACCCCAUCGGGCAGGACUUCAUCGGACAGAGGUCCAUCGCCUUCACCAGCAUGAUGCCAGGUUACCGGCACGUGUAUUUGGAAGGUAUGGAGGAGGCUUCCAUCUUUGUUCAUGUAGCCGUGAAUGAAAUCAGUGGUAAGGUCAGGCCAGUCAGCGGUAUAAAAGGACUGUUUCACAGAAACCCAAAGCAAGCUUCCCUGGACAGCCAUGCUGCUGCGCAUCUCGCUCGUAAGCCCACCUUCGGGGCUCACCUCCUGCGCAGGACGGCCAGCGCCCCCACCAAGGGCCAGCCCAAAGUCAAGAAGGGCUUCCCAGAGAUCUCCAUCGACACCAAAGACUAUAGCUCAGAGGGCGCCAGCGAGGACAGGGAGUCGGAGGACGCCUCUCGACCCCGAUUCGACAGCGAGGGGGACAGAGCCGCGCCCCACCGACGGGACGGCACCAACGGGGAGCUGCACCCCGGCAGCGACAAAGACGACCCCACAUCAGUCACUCCACCGCAACCCCUGGAAACCAUUGCUGAGGAAUCUGAGGAGAGGAACCCGUCCCGCACCACAUCCGUCUCCGGCCCCCCAGACCCCCUCCAUCCGACACCCCCCGCAGCAAUAACCCCCACCCCUCCACCCCCCGCCCCGCACCACGGAGAGAGAGGCCCGCAGAACGAGGGCGAGGAGGUCAGCCCCUGCCCUCCUGCAGACUCCGCCCCCUCCGGCACCGCGAACGCCGUCCUCGACGAGAGCAGCGCCGGCAGAGCGGUCGAUGAAGAGCCCGGUUCCCACGGCAACACCGAGCCCCGCUCGCCCACCCCUGACCUCACCCCGAGGCCCCGCACCCCCCCUCUGAACCAGGACGGCCAGGGCCAGGGAGCGCCGGGUGGCAAUGCAUCCUCCGACGAGGAGGGAUCUGUGAUUGGUCGGGAGGCCGGCGAGGCUCCUCCCCCUCCUGUGGAGAGCUCUUCUCAGAGAGGGCAGGCCGUGAGAGCUCUGCGCAGCAAAGAGCUGGCCUCGGGCACGCCGGGCAGCCCCCGCGCCCCCGUCAGGCGGACCAAAAGCGAGGGGCACGUCAGGGCGGCGUGCUCGGCGGGCGGGCAGUGGGCCGUCCCGGAGGUGUGCACCGACGCCACCGCCAACGACCGGCUGUGGAGCCGGCUGGACGCGAGCAGCCAGCGCGACAGCGUGUCCUCGUCCUCCAGCCUGUCCUCCAACGACACCGUCAUCGACCUGUCCCUGCCCAACCUCGCCCGCAAGAGCCUGCCCUGCCUCAACGGCGCCUGCCGCGAGCCCGAGGAGGGCGAGGCCGGCCGGCCGCGGGCCGCCGCCGCCCCGCGCGUCACCAAGAGCAAGUCCAACCCCAACCUGCGCGGCGCGGGGGGGGACGCGGGCGAGCUGGCGGACGAGCUGCAGCCGCGGCCCCUGGCCAAGGAGCCCCGGGACGCCGGCCGGCUCAUGCAGCGCCGCCACACCUGGAGCCGCCUCUACAUGGAGGGCCUCCGGCAGGCCUCGUCCACGGCCAGGAAGCCCGCCGCGUCCGCCGCCGCCGCCGCCGGCAACAACGCCGACGCCAGCGGCAAGUCCAAGAGCCUGGGCGACCUGACCUCGGACGACUUCGCCUGCAACUUCGACAGCAAGUACCGCAGCAUCAGCCGAAGCUUCAUCAGCCGCCCCUCCCGGGACCCGCGCCGGCCCCGCCCCCGCGCCCAGGACGACCUGCAGGAGCAGCUGCGGCGCCUGACGGACGUGGAGCCCCUGUCGGCCAGCGACUUCGCCCGGAAGGCGGAGCCCGAGGAGGAGGAGGAGGAGGAGGCGGUGCCCCUGAGGAGGUCCUCCUCGCGCAGCCAGAGCAGGGUGCGCUACAUCGCCAACAGGGCCAAGCAGGCGCAGGAGCGGCAGCGGCUCCAGGGCCUGGCCCGGCACGGCGGCAGUCCCAUCGAGGAGAGGGGGAACCCCGAGGGGGCCUGCUCCGUGGCCCGGAGCCCCUGCGCCAGCCUGGACCUCCUGAGCCAGCUGCCCGCGGCGCCGCCCGCGCAGAGCGCCAGCGGCGCGGACGACGAGGUCUUCUUCACGCUCAAACUCUGAGAGGACGCAAAGCCCCCCCCCCCCCCGCGCUUCACCCUCAC
Messenger RNA from Anguilla anguilla (European eel), 5686 nucleotides. RefSeq names its product phospholipase C, eta 2a (gene plch2a). Gene Ontology annotation, molecular function: calcium ion binding; phosphatidylinositol-4,5-bisphosphate phospholipase C activity. The coding region runs from base 981 to 5645 and encodes 1554 amino acids. Gene Ontology annotation, biological process: lipid metabolic process; phosphatidylinositol-mediated signaling. Lineage: Eukaryota; Metazoa; Chordata; Actinopteri; Anguilliformes; Anguillidae. The record is from RefSeq and is a predicted model, not a curated record. The transcript is spliced from 25 exons.